This is a messenger RNA of Drosophila virilis, 1643 nucleotides long. Its product is annotated as ceramide phosphoethanolamine synthase-like. The record is from RefSeq and is a predicted model, not a curated record. Gene Ontology annotation, molecular function: phosphotransferase activity, for other substituted phosphate groups. Gene Ontology annotation, cellular component: membrane. Gene Ontology annotation, biological process: phospholipid biosynthetic process. Lineage: Eukaryota; Metazoa; Arthropoda; Insecta; Diptera; Drosophilidae.
AGUAUAAUUAAAGAAUUAUUACUUUUUCCAUACAAACACACACUUGUAAAAUAUAAAAAAAUAUUAAAUUAAUAUCAGUUAAACCCAAAAGUUAAUUACCGAUUUACAAUUGGACGAGCAUAGCCGCUUUUCUUACGAAAAACUAUAAUAAACAAAAUAAAAUAUCGCAAAAGCUAUCUAACCAAUUGCAUACAAUAAUAUGUAUGAUCAUAUGGUAUAUACAAAUAUAUGAUUAAUUAUCAUAUAAACAAAUAUUACAAUUUAUCGAAAAUGAAAUGUGUUAAUGUAAAUAAUAUACAGUGUAUCACAUCGGUACUAUUCACUGAGAGUUGAAGAAUUUAUAGAUGAUAUCUACCUCACAACGUAAAAAAUGAUUGGCCCCAGUUCACAAAUAAGCAAGAUAUUAUUAACGCUCUUGUUUUUGUUAAUAAUGUUCUAUAUGUUUAUGGAUUUUGAGCUGUAUCUGCGUAUUCAUAAUUAUGCUAUUAACCGAAAUUAUCACAUCAACACCUCGACAACGUCGAUAUCGUCGAUGGAACCAUCCAAUUUGGCAUCCGCUUCGAGCAGUGGCCCGAAACCUCCCACCGUUGAAAAAGAACCGUCCUAUGAAGAUAAUACGUGGAUAUCAUGCAAUAUAAAUCCACUUUGUCAUAUUACGGUUAAGGCGAUACUGCUGGAUCAUACCAACCACUAUCUGUUCGCACCAUUGGCAACAAUCUUUGACAAUGUGGUUGGCAUCUCGCAAUCGACGUUCAUAACACCCAACAUGAUAUCAUUUUUUCAUGUUGUGGUCGCUUGCGUAUCGGGAAAACUUGUGGCCUCCGAUAGCCUGGGAUACAGGCGGCUUGGUGUACUGCUUUUUCAAAUUCGCACGUUCCUCGAUGAUUUGGAUGGCCAUGUUGCGCGUGUAAGGAAACAUAUACGUGGCGAGCGCUCGGAGAUUGGAACGUCUGGCUAUUAUGUUGACGGACUCUGCGAUGGACUUGGAUGCAUUGCGCUACUACUUGGCAUAUUCUUCUUUUUGAAAAGCAACCCACCUCGCCGAGGCUACUCGAUAAUUCCAAUGAGCGACUCGAAAGCGACUCCUGAGCCAACUAUUAUUCCUAAAAUUAAGGCAACUACACGCAAGGUUGCCAAAAAUGUUAUUAGCUUUACUGGCCAACUUUUACUAAGCUCUACGGCAUGGAAUCGUUAUAUCGCUGUCUAUCAGAAUAUGUUGGAACGCGAAGAUGUCAACAGCAGCCAGUACCAGUGUCAGAACUAUAUAUUUAAGUCCACAUUAUUUUUUUCUGUGGCUUGGAUGUGGCGCAUCGUCAACGUGCAUGCCCUGCUUCAUUGUGUUUUGCUUAGUAUCUUUUGUGACAAAUUGUGGGAUUUUCUACGAGCGAUACGUUACAGUGGAUAUAUAAUAUUACUAGUUGCCAUUUGCUUAACUGAAAUGCACAUCUUGGAGGCCCAAAACUAUAUAUUUAAUUCAUCAGCGUGCAGUAAUAUCUCACUGUGAUUUUAACUAUAUUACUGAAAAUACAAUAAUAUUUUUGUAGUCGAGAUCAACAAUGCCUUUUUAUACCCUGUACCCAUAAUUUUAAAUUGUGUUUGUGUGCAAAAUACAUAUACAUUGUGAUUGUGCAACUUAGGGUAAA